Molecule: messenger RNA, 1384 nt
Organism: Striga asiatica
Lineage: Eukaryota; Viridiplantae; Streptophyta; Magnoliopsida; Lamiales; Orobanchaceae
Source: the annotation of a GenBank genome assembly
AUGGCGAGGUUCAGUGUGGAGGGAGAUGAGUAUGACGAUGGGAAUGGAGAGGGGCCCAGCAACAACAAACCCUUGCGCAACAAAAGACACCGCACCUCCCUUCCCAUCGCAGAAACACGGAAGAGGGCCACCGCCGGAAUAACCUUAUCCACAUCUCCCGAUCCUCAAAUUCGGUAUAGUAGCGCCUACUCACAUGAUUCAGAAGAAGAAUCAGAAGAACGAGAAGAAGAAUCAGAAGAACGAGAAGAAGAAGAGGAGGACGAAGAAGAAGAUUAUGAAGACGAAGAAGAAACGGUACAACCCACUGAAUCAAAUGUAGAUCCGCCUCGUAAUAGAAAUGGUACCGACUGCGUGGAUGCCCAGGUUCCACUUUCAGUGACCCUAAUCGACCCGGAUGUGCUCGAUUGCCCGAUUUGCCUCGAACCUCUCACUCUGCCCAUCUAUCAGUGUUCGAGCGGGCACAUAGCGUGCGCAUCUUGCUGCACCAAGAUGAAGAACAAGUGUGCAAGCUGCAGCUUGUCGAUUGGGUACCAUCGCUGCAGGGCCAUCGAGAGGGUUCUCGACUCUGUCAGAGUCUCUUGCUCUAAUAUGCGACACGGUUGCAGGGAAUCCUUACACUACAGCAAGAAAGUCGUACACGAGAAGACGUGCAAUUAUGCACCAUGCUCGUGCCCCUAUCCCGGCUGCAUGUUCUCCGGCUUGGCCAGAUCCAUCUACACACACUUUUCCAUAAGGCACCGGGGAUCAGGCAAGCAGUUUGUCUUCAACACGGCAUGCUCGGUUUCAUUGGUGGCCGGCCAUAAGUAUGUUUUUCUUCAAGAAAAGACCGACUCUACACUUUUCGUGCUUAAUCAUUGCGUUAGGGAUCUGGGGAGGUUGGUGAGUGUGGUUUGCAUUGCACAGGCUUCAUCGGAUAGGAAAUUCGUGUAUGAUAUUUGUGCGAGUGAUGGUGAGAGCACAAUCAAGCUGACAAGUGUAGCAGAGAACACAGGGAAGUGGGUUGAGAGGCCUCCGGAGAAAAAGUACGUUUUGGUUCCUAAAGAUUUUACAGGCCCGUCCGGGUUGCUUGUUUUGGAGUUUACGAUAUGGAGGGCCAGUCAACCAAAUUGAACUCAGAGUUGGCUACAUUUGUAUUAAUGACUUGUGUACGUUUGUUAAAUUGUUAAAGACAAUUGGGUGUAGAUGUAGAUGGGUGAUUGUUUUUCUUGUGGCACUCGACUCAAAUUCCAACUCACACCCACAUUAAAAGUUAAAACACAAACAGACAUAAAAAAGGGACUGUAUGCAAUUGAGGAGAUGAGUUUGCUUUGCUUCUCGCUUUCCUCUUAUUGAAAUAUUGUGAUUCAUCUGUUCCUGAACCUUUUUAGUGUUUCUUAAUUGCAAC